AUGCAAUUUGAUGCGCUUCCACCAGAGCUCGUUGACCUUGUCCUCCAGCACGUCGAAGAUGGCCAGGACUCAUCACUGAAAGCAUGUGCGAGCGUUUCCAAGAGGCUUCGGCUAGCGGCGCAGAGGCGACUGUUUGAAUCCUUACAGAUCAUGCCGCCCGAGCGCAGGUGGCCACCGUGGACCCCAAAAGAGGCAGUCGCAGAGCUCGACGCCGUGCUGGCCUCAUCUCCGGAGCUCACCAGCUGCGUCCGCCGCCUCACACUGUCCACCGCCGCCGAUAGCGCGGGGCAAUGGGCUGUAACCGACGUGUCGGGACCCAUCGCGCGGCUAGACCGACUGCGCAUGCUCGUGAUCGCGUGUGACACGGCGUACGGACACCCUUGCCCGUGGGCGGACAUUCAUACCGCGACGAAGACUGCGCUUGCCACGCGGCUUGCGCUUGCGACUAUGCGCGAGCUGGAGUUGCGGGCCGUGCCUCUCGCAGGCCUCUGCGAGCUGCUUACACUAAUGCCGGCCCGGGACCCGGAGCUCUGCGCGCCGCUCCGCCUUGCCCGCCUGUCGAUGUCGAUGUGGGAGGGUGACAUCAUCGGGCCGCAGCUCCGCCGCCCGCCGUUCCGCAUUGUGCCCGACUCGCUCAUGCUCUACGUAACGCCCCUGAGCCCGCUGAAAGAGCGCCUGGCGGACGUCAUCGACCUCUCCGCGCUGCGCCACCUGCAAGUCCGCGUCAAGACGCCCGCGGACGAGGAGUUUGUACAGGAUACACUGCUUAGCCACACGACUCGGACACUAGCACAUCUCUGGAUCAAACUCGAGCACUUCUCGUUUGACAAAUACACCAACACGCCGCCCGCGGGCACGCUUACCCUCGAUGCGCUCCCGGCGCUGCACACGCUAGAGCUGUGCCUCGCGGUUCCGUGGGACUCGGACAUGUCAUUCCAGGUUUUGGGUGGAAGCCACACAUCCACCUGGCUGCGCAACACCCUUGCACGCAUUGCGGCGGCGUCGAGCCCGAUCCGCAGGUUGCUUCUGUGGGUCCGCGUCGAGCCAAACAUCGCGGGCGAGACAUCUAGGUCUCUAGAAAAGGUGCUCGUCGACGCAUUUGAGCCACUCGUCCCGCUUCUCCGCACCUGGGCCCACGCGCGCUUCGAGCCCGCGCUGACCGUCCGCCUGCACCUGCCAGACGACGUCGACGAGGUGGACCCUGAUAUGCGGACCGACGCCCUCGACAUCGUGCGGGAUGUCUUUGGCGAGUUAGACAACAGCAUCGUUGUAGAAGAGGAAGUGCCAUGCGCUAUGAGACGGAGAAUCUGA
This is a messenger RNA of Mycena indigotica, 1311 nucleotides long. RefSeq lists its product as uncharacterized. Lineage: Eukaryota; Fungi; Basidiomycota; Agaricomycetes; Agaricales; Mycenaceae. The transcript has 2 exons. Bases 1 to 1311 code for a protein of 436 amino acids. The record is from RefSeq and is a predicted model, not a curated record.